UCGGGGUCCCCAACAGUUUCUCAAGUUGAGAUCCAAAAGCCUCCCGAAGCGGGGUCAUCGGAGCUUGAGGUUUUUGCUGGUGUGAAAUGACUGAGUACAAACUGGUGGUGGUUGGAGCAGGUGGUGUUGGGAAAAGUGUUUUGACAAUCCAGCUAAUCCAGAACCACUUUGUGGAUGAAUAUGAUCCCACCAUAGAGGAUUCUUACCGAAAACAAGUGGUAAUUGAUGGUGAGACCUGUCUGUUGGAUAUACUGGACACAGCUGGACAAGAGGAGUACAGUGCCAUGAGAGACCAGUACAUGAGGACAGGAGAAGGAUUCCUCUGCGUGUUUGCUAUCAAUAAUAGCAAAUUGUUUGCAGAUAUUAAUCUUUACAGGGAGCAGAUUAAGCGGCUGAAAGACUCUGAUGAUGUUCCUAUGGUGCUGGUGGGGAACAAGUGUGACCUGCCAACAAGGACAGUUGACACAAAGCAAACCCAUGAGUUGGCCAAAAGUUAUGGAAUCCCAUUCAUUGAAACCUCAGCCAAGACCAGACAGGGUAUGGAAGAUGCCUUUUACACACUAGUAAGGGAGAUACGCCAGUACCGAAUGAAGAAGCUCAACAGCAAUGAUGAUGGCACUCAAGGUUGUAUGGGGUUGCCCUGUGUGGUGAUGUAAUAAAGACUAUUUGAAAGUUCUGUCAACAGAAAAGAGCCACUUUCAAGCUGCACUGAUGCCCUGGUUCUGACAUCCCUGGAGGAGACAUGUCCCUGCCGCUCUCUGCAUCUCAGAAGAGCUACUGCUUCCUGCUUCUCUGACUCCGUAGAUGAGCACAGCCAUCUAACCUGAAACCUCUUCAGAAUAACUACCUCCUCACUCGGCUGCCCAAUCAGAGAAAUGCACCUGUUAC
Psammomys obesus (fat sand rat) is the source of this 888-nucleotide messenger RNA. RefSeq names its product GTPase NRas-like. Gene Ontology annotation, molecular function: GDP binding; GTPase activity; GTP binding. Lineage: Eukaryota; Metazoa; Chordata; Mammalia; Rodentia; Muridae. Gene Ontology annotation, biological process: Ras protein signal transduction. The record is from RefSeq and is a predicted model, not a curated record. Gene Ontology annotation, cellular component: plasma membrane. The transcript has a single exon. Bases 87 to 656 code for a protein of 189 amino acids.